AUGGCGGCUCAGAUUCCCAUGACGCCUUCUGCAAGAGACCUCCGCCGGCCCUCCGCAGCAGCCGUCUCGAUGAUGAGCGAGAACACUAGAAAUCCCGACGAGCCAGGCGAAUAUGAAACCGUCGCGCGCCUCGGCCGCCGCCACACCUACCGUGGACUCGACGGACGCCAGCUCGCUGAGCGCGACGAGGACCUGCCAGACUGGAAGCCCGCGCCGCUGCGAUGGCCGUUCCUGACCGUGCUGACUGCCGUCCUGUUUGCGCUGAUGGCCGCCACCAUUUAUGCCGUGCAGACACUCCCCGCUGCCGAUAGUAGAGGUGCGCUAUGGCAGGCGGAGUCGGCAGCAUCAGCGACGAAUUUGGGGGACGUGACAGCGUCGAGCGACAAAUUGUCCAGGCGCGCUCAUGUAGUUAGGAGGGCUCCGGCGGAGCUAUCUCCAGCCAAGACCUCUGCAACUGCGCAACCCAGUCCUGACCCGAGCCAGGGCACUGCAGAGAAGAAGGAACAGAAUUCGGUCAGCUCGGCUAGUAAUGCGCCGAGUACUGCUAAUCGGGGACAAAGCGAAGCAGACAGGCAGAGGGAAGCCGACGAACGGAAUAGGCAGCUUGACGAGCAAAACAGGCAAGAAUCGGAUCGAAAGAAUGGUAAGGAGACUCCCGGAAAUACGAACCCAGGAAGCACUUCUCCAUCGGAAGGUCAUAGCGAGUCGGAAAGGCAGAACGAGGCCGAUGAAAGGAACAAAGAACUUGAUGACAAGAAUAAGGAGGAGUCGGACCAGAAGAACCGACCUGACCAAAGUCCAAGCCCGACCCCGACGCCAACCCCGACUCCGGAACCCACAGCGGGUCAAAACCCCGAACCUCCGACUUCAACGACAAUUACCACAACCCAAACCCCACCGAGUUCACCGACAACUACCAUAGCCCAAACCUCACCGACUGAGAAAACAGAUACCGGCACGUCCACAACGACGUCCGCAACAACGUCCACGACAACGUCCACGACAACGUCCACGACAACUUCCACGACAACGCCUACAACACCAUCAACCACAGAAACCGAGCCAACACAAACCCCUGGAAACGGCUUCCCGGGAGGGGGCAACAGUGGUGGUGGCGGUGGAAAUCUUGGCGACGAAUGCAGUGAUCGUAGGCCUUGCGCCCAAGGGGUUUGCAGGAAUAACAAGUGCACAGAGGAGUCAAACAACGGCGGUGGAGGAAAUGUCGGCGAUGCCUGUGGCGACCGAAGGCCUUGUGGUCAAGGUGCCGUCUGCAAAGACAACAAGUGCGUGGAUGACAAGACCACAACCACCACUACGACUUCAACGAGCAGCACUACAACUUCCUCAAGUAUUACCACUACAACCACAAAUAAUGCAAGUGGCGGGGCGGCUAUUGGGGAGUCGUGCCGCUUCAGGCCUUGCUCUGAAGGUGGAAAAUGUGAAAACGAUCGCUGUGUGACAGACCAGCCCACCAGUGUCCCUCCACAAACCACCAGUGUCCCUCCACAAACAACCAAUGCCCCUCCACAAACAACCAAUGCCCCUCCACAAACCACCAGCGUUCCCGAUAACGGCAGUGGAGGAGCCAAAAUUGGUGAGAAAUGUGGGGUAUGGCCGGUUGCCCCCAGCUGUUCAGAGGGGAAAUGUGUCAACGGAGUUUGCGCUGAGGACACACCAAACAACGAUCCUCCUAACAACAAUCCCCCCCAGAACGGCGGGGCGAAACUCGACCAGCCGUGCGGUAUUUCCGCCCUAUUGAACGGACCGAAGGAUUGUGCUGAAGGCACCUGCAAGCUGUCAGGGUCGGGCUGGAAAUGUGUUCAAGACAGCAAUCCCCAACCUCAGCCUCAGCCGCAGCUGCCUCCAGCACCUAAGCUUGGAGACCGUUGUGGCGACUCGGUAGCCGUGCCUUUGGCGCCGAAGGACUGCACAGAGGGUCAAUGUCAGCGCGGUUCCUCGGGUGUCUGGACUUGUGAAAAGGCGACUCAAAACCCGCCAGACGAGACACCACCAAAUGGCGGCGGCGAUGGCAGCGGCGAUGGAGGUGGGCUCGUGAAGCUUCAUGAAAAAUGUGGAGGCAUUGGAUACACUGGACCUACACGGUGUGAGCAGGGCACAUGCAAAGUCAUUAACUCGUAUCACUCACAAUGCGUUGACGAGGGUUCUGCGAAUGAACCUGGGACUGGAGACGGGCUGCCUAAGCUCUAUGAUAGAUGUGGAGGUAUUGGGUACACUGGACCUACAACCUGCGCACAAGGGACAUGCAAAGUCAUGAAUCCAUACUAUUCGCAAUGCGUUGAUGAAGGCCCUGUGACUGGACCUGGAACCGAUGCCGGGCUCCCUAAGCUCCACGAAAAGUGUGGAGGGAUUGGAUAUAACGGGCCUACAACUUGUGCGCAAGGCACCUGCAAAGUUGUUAAUCCCUACCACUCACAGUGUGUUGAUGAAGCUCCUGUCACUGGACCUGGGAACAGCAACAAUGUGACUAGUCCUGGGACCGGUGACAAUCCUCCCAAGGGACCCAGUGAUAACCCAACAAAUACUCCAAAGCCUGGAGAAAACAACAGCGAGCCUGGAACUGGAACUGGAAACGGCAACGGCAAUAGCAACAAUGAGACUAGACCUGGAUCUGGUGACAACCCUCCAAAGGGACCUAGCGAUAACUCGGCGAAUACCCCAAAGCCUGGGAAAAACAACAAUUCGCCUGGUCAGGGUGUGCAACUAUUUGGUCAAUGUGGUGGGAACGGCUACAGCGGCCCUACCACCUGUUUGCUUGGCUCUUGCGUCAGGAAAGAUGAGUCGUGGAGCGAAUGCCGCCUCGAUGACCCUUGGUCUAACAAGUCUGACGAGCCCCAGACCACGCAAGGAUCCCAGUUGCCAGGGAUUGGUGGGCCACGGCCAGGGCAGGAAGACGACAGCAAAACCACUACUCAAACAACACAGACCACACCCUCGCCUGAUAGAAAUCCGGUCAACAAUGGCCAGAGCCAGCCGGAACCCACCAGAGCUCCUCUUAUCAACAGUCCAGCCCAGACGGACAGACCUAAAGUUGACCGUCCAGAGGAUGAUCAGAAGGACGAGGAUGCAUCACCACAGGGUGGGGGUCGACCUUCCAAAUCUGACAGUGAGACUACUUCCCGUCUAGGCAGACCAGCACCUGUGCCGACGACGAGGUUUGAAUGGAUUCAAGUCAAGACCAUUACAACGACAGACAGCAAGGGAGACAGAACAACCUUGAUCAGCACUCCAACACCUCAAGUACAGAUUGACAUCCUUACUUUGACUGAUUCCGAAGGAAGAUCGACAGUAACGACAAUCACGAAAACGGUAGCACCCAGGACAAGCACAUUGACCGACAGCAACGGGGUUCCCACGGCUACUAUAACAGAAUACGCUGCCAUUCCGACUUCUGCCGCGCAGGCGAGCACUGCACCUGUCGAGGCCAUGUCUCGUCUCAGCAGGUCUCAGCAUUUUGCCGCAUUUUUCCUUCCUCUACUCUUGGCCGUUGGCCUUCUUGCAGUAGCGCGCAUGAUCGAAACGACUGCUAGGCAGCUCCAACCAUUCCAUCGCAUGACACAUCCCUUUGGUGCACCCGCGGCGGAGUCUUUCUGUCAGCGUGUAGGCUUAAUUGAGACCAUCCCGAUAGCCUUUAAGAGCCUCGCGAUAAAAGGGGGUGUCUUACGCGAUCCACCGGUAUUGUUGCUCUCAAAGCUAUUGUUGCUCCUCUCUGCUGUCUUGGUUCCCCUAGCCCCGGAGGCCUUGGCUCUCAGCAUGAGUGAGAACUGUCGCCCUGAAAUUGGGUAUGAGGGUUGCACAGCCUCGGUCGCCAUCUUCUCCGUGCCGGCAUGGGCUGCAGCUGGAGUGAUUGCUACAAUGGCAGUGUUGGCGCUACUUCUUGUGGUCGGCCUCCAGAGAUGGACGACGGGCGUAGCAUCGAAUCCAUGGAGCAACGCUGGCAUGGCAUCCAUGUGUGCCAAUCCCGAGGUUAGAGCGAUACUACUAUCUCUGCCCAAUGGUUUAGGCGCUCGACCUAGCGCGCCCGGGAAGAGACCCCCGAGAGAAAGCACCACCACCGGCAGAGUCAUCACACACGAGCAGCUCCUCAAUGCGGCAGGCGAUCGAACGUUCCGCUUGGGUAUGUUUCCGACUGAGGUGGGCACCGACGCCUCUUCGCUCAGGGAAAAUGCCUCGGCCGACUACGGUGUUGUAUUAUGCAACAGCGGAUCAGAAGGAAAUUCCCUGACGGCCGCUGGCGGUGUCAACCCAGACAACAUCGGCAUAGCGAUAUCAACACCGAUGACUGGGACAACCGCAUUAUCGACUGCAGACGAAGACAUCGAGGAGUUCGAAUACAGUGACGACGAGGACGAGGAUGAUCUCGGACCUGCUGAUAAUCGAGCCCCGCAAGGGGCGGGUAAAUUCGCGCCACUGCAGCGACAGGAAGAACAUCAUCUGCCCUUCAUGAUGUUAACAUAUGGACCUCGGCUUGUAUUUGUUGCCUCCGCUUGCGCCUUGCUUGUUGUCAUUAUGUAUCAUCAGAACAGCUCUGCGGACGGUGGUUUCGAGCGGUUCAUGAACCAGGAGGGAUUCGGGGCCCGGUUGCUAUUCACCAUCGUCGGCGUGGUAAUAGCAUUUUUCUGGGCUUCGUUCUUUACCAACAUAUCACUCAUGAGCCCCUACCUGAUGCUCUCUGUCGCUCCGCAACGCGCCGAACGCUCCAUCCUAAUCUCACCAUCAAGCAACCCGUUCUCCGGCCUGUACCGCGCGAUCCGCGACCGUCACUUCUUCCUCGCUGCCGUGGCUGCGACCGCGAUCCUCGCCGAAGCCAUGCCCAUCCUCCUCCACAACCUACCCUCGCGGGGCGACCUCAUCGCCUCGAAGUACUCGCCGCUCUACCAGGCCUGCACUUGGACCUCUGUCGGCAUCCUCUGCGUCAUGCUGGCAGUGAUCACGACGUCCUUCUUCGUCAGUUGGCCCCACAUGCCCUCGGACCCGAGCAGCCCGGCCGGCGCCAUGUUUUACGUCUGCGACUCGCCCGGCAUGGCGUGGGCGCUCGAGGGCACCGCGCUCCAGAGCCAAAGGGAGCGCGACAGCGGUGUCAGGGCGCUGGGCAUGACGUACGAGUUUGGCGCCAUGGAGGGCAUGAGCGGUCGGAGGAGGGUCGGCGUCGACGCGGAUGAGACGUCGGGCGCGGCGCUGGUCGACCAGCCUGAGGGUGCUGUUGUAUAAUUUUUUUUUUAAAAAAAAAAAAAAAAACUGUUUUGUUUCUUUUUUUGCAUUCCAGGUCAUAAAAUAUGGGAAUGGGGCAAAUUGGCGGGGGUGGUUAUCUUUUGGCUUUGUUGUUUGUACGUACGUACGGCUGGGUAUGAUACCAUUUGUAUUUUUCGAGAUAAAGAGGGAAGCGGGACAGCGGCAUUUGGUCCAUUGUUUCAGCGUUAAGUAAUUUUCUUUUUUCUUUUUUCCUCAUGUUCUUAUCUCGGGAAUAAGAAGGGAUUCCCCUUCGUCUAUAAUGUUUUAGACUGUUGAUCUUGACAUAUAAUACAGCAUAUAUACAUUAUCACAUAUAAUUUGUUCGGCAUAUCCAACAUUUUU
Messenger RNA from Pyricularia grisea, 5592 nucleotides. RefSeq lists its product as uncharacterized. The coding region runs from base 1 to 5229 and encodes 1742 amino acids. The record is from RefSeq and is a predicted model, not a curated record. Gene Ontology annotation, cellular component: extracellular region. The transcript has 2 exons. Lineage: Eukaryota; Fungi; Ascomycota; Sordariomycetes; Magnaporthales; Pyriculariaceae. Gene Ontology annotation, biological process: carbohydrate metabolic process. Gene Ontology annotation, molecular function: cellulose binding.